UUAUUCUCCCCCUAUAGGGCGACCACAUUGUAUGACAAGCCACCUGCUAUCUUCAAGGAGACUCCAGUGGAUCUACAGCACCAGCUGUUCAUGAGGCUGGCCAAGACUAACCCUCAGUUCCAGGUCUGUGGUGAGCCCCCUGGUGGUGAGACAGAGAGGACAGUGUUUACAGGUCGUGACCCAAGUGACCUUUCUGUGACCUUGACCUCUGGUCGACCUGCCCUACUGAUCAGCAGCACCAGCUGGACCGAGGAUGAGGACUUCUCCAUUCUGCUGAAGGCUCUGGAAGACUACGAGGGGUUUGUGAAAGCAGGAGCUUCUCUUCCCUCGCUGAUCUGCGUCAUCACAGGUAAGGGUCCUCAGAAGGACCACUACAGGAAGCUGAUAGACACUCUCAGCUUUGAGCAUGUGAAGAUCUGUACUCCAUGGCUGGAGGCGGAGGACUACCCUGUUCUGCUAGGCUCAGCAGAUCUGGGGGUGUGUCUCCAUAAGUCGUCCAGUGGUCUGGACCUGCCUAUGAAGGUGGUGGACAUGUUUGGCUGCUGUCUGCCUGUCUGUGCCAUCCACUUCCUCUGUCUACAUGAGCUGGUGAAGCAUGAGGAGAACGGCCUGAUCUUCAAAGACUCUCAGGAACUAGCUGAACAGCUCAAGUCUCUGCUGUGGGGCUUCCCUGGCUGUGAGGAGGAGGGCAGACUGGGUCAGUUCAGGAGGAACCUCCGGGCCAGUGGAGGGCAGCGGUGGGACCAGAACUGGGACCAGAACGUCCUGCCUCUCCUCACUGGACCCUGACCCCUGUUAGACAGACCUCGCUACAUCAUCUCUCUCUGUCUCUAACCCCCUUCUUGAG
Coregonus clupeaformis (lake whitefish) is the source of this 847-nucleotide messenger RNA. Its product is annotated as chitobiosyldiphosphodolichol beta-mannosyltransferase-like. The transcript is spliced from 8 exons. Gene Ontology annotation, cellular component: endoplasmic reticulum. The annotation marks the transcript as partial. Lineage: Eukaryota; Metazoa; Chordata; Actinopteri; Salmoniformes; Salmonidae. Gene Ontology annotation, molecular function: mannosyltransferase activity. The record is from RefSeq and is a predicted model, not a curated record.